AUGGGUCUGGGUGGAGGCUGUGGUGGGGCCAGUGGUAUGGGGGUCAUCACAGCCAUCAUGGUCAGCCAGAACCUGCUGAGCCCCCUUAAGCUGGAGGUGAACCCCAACAUCCAGGCUGUGUGCGCCCAGGAGAAGGAGCAGUUCAAGACCCUCUACAACAAGUUUGCCUCCUUCAUCGAGAAGGUGCGGUCCCUGGAGCAGCAGAGCAAGAUGCUGGAGACCAAGUGGAGCCUCCUGCAGCAGCAGAAGACAGCUCACAGCGACAUGGACAGCAUGUUCGAGAACCACAUCAACAAACUUCGGCGGCAGCUGGACACUCUGGGCCAGGAGAAGCUGAAGCUUGGCAACAUGCAGGGGCUGGUGGAGGACCCCAAGAACAAGUAUGAGGAUGAGAUCAAUAAGCGUACAGAGAUGGAGAAUGAAUUUGUCCUCAUCAAGAAGGUAGAGCUGGAGUCUCUCCUGGAAGGGCUGACUGAUGAGAUCAACUUCCUCAGGCAGCUGUAUGAAGAGGAAAUCUGGGAGCUGCAGUCCCAGAUCUCGGACACAUCUGUGGUGCUGUCCAUGGACAGCAGCCGCUCCCUGGACGUGGACAGCAUCAUCCCUGAGGUCAAGGCGCAGUACAAGGAGAUCGCCAACGGCAGCUGGGCUGAGGCUGAGGGCAUGCAUCAGAUCAAGUAUGAGGAGCUGCAGACACUGGCUGGGAAGCACAGGAAUGACCUGCGUUAUGCAAAGAUGGAGAUCUCUGAGAUUAAUAGGAACAUCAGCCGGCUCCAGGCUGAGACUGAGGGCCUCAAAGGCCAGAGGGUUUCCCUGGAGGCUGCCAUUGCAGAUGCUGAGCAGUAUGUGGAGCUGGCUGUUAAGGAUGCCAACACGAAGCUGUCGAGCUGGAGGCCGCCCUGCAGCGGGCCAAGCAAGACUUGGUGCAGCAGCUGUGACAUGGAGCACCAGGAGCUGAUGAACAUCAAGCUGGCCCUGUACAUCAAGAUCGCCACCUACAGGAAGCUGCUGGAGGGGGAGGAGAGCUAG
Gorilla gorilla gorilla (western lowland gorilla) is the source of this 1026-nucleotide messenger RNA. Its product is annotated as keratin, type II cytoskeletal 8-like. The transcript has 2 exons. Gene Ontology annotation, cellular component: keratin filament. The record is from RefSeq and is a predicted model, not a curated record. NCBI's taxonomy places the organism in Eukaryota, Metazoa, Chordata, Mammalia, Primates, Hominidae. Bases 1 to 1026 code for a protein of 341 amino acids.